AUGUCAUCAGGCAAAUUCCCACUGGUAAAAUGGGAGGAUCAGAACCGCAUCAACCAGUUUAGCAAGUUGAGUACGCGUAUGGACCGCUUGGAAGACGAGUACAAGGCACAGAAGACCGAGAAAGAAUACCUGGACGACUUGGCUAUGGAGAUUGAGCUUUUGGACGAGGAUGAGGCUGUUCCCUACAAAAUUGGCGAUGCCUUUGUGAUGCUCACCUUAGAGGCUGCUCAGGAGCGUGUUGAGAAGGAUAAGACCGCUAUUGAUGUCCAGGUUGAGGAUCUUGACAGCCAGAUAUCUCAGGUCAGUUCGGAGAUGGAGGAGCUGAAGAAGAUGCUUUACGCAAAGUUUGGACAGGCUAUCAACUUGGAGAAGAACUAA
Messenger RNA from Kickxella alabastrina, 378 nucleotides. Its product is annotated as Prefoldin beta-like protein. The coding region runs from base 1 to 378 and encodes 125 amino acids. Lineage: Eukaryota; Fungi; Kickxellomycota; Kickxellomycetes; Kickxellales; Kickxellaceae. The transcript has 2 exons. Gene Ontology annotation, biological process: protein folding. The record is from RefSeq and is a predicted model, not a curated record. Gene Ontology annotation, cellular component: prefoldin complex; cytoplasm.